AUGACGCUGACGGUAAUGACCGCAAAAGGCCAGAUCACCACCAAGGAGCUAGGCACCGUGAUGCGCUCCCUCGGCCAGAACCCCAGCGAAUCCGAGCUCCAAGACAUGAUCAACGAGGUCGACGCAGACAACAACGGCACAAUUGAUUUCCCUGAAUUCCUCACAAUGAUGGCCCGCAAGAUGAAGGACACCGACUCCGAGGAGGAGAUCCGCGAAGCGUUCAAGGUCUUCGACCGGGACAACAACGGCUUCAUCUCCGCGACCGAGCUACGACAUGUCAUGACCUCGAUUGGCGAGAAGCUGACGGACGACGAGGUCGAUGAGAUGAUCCGGGAGGCUGACCAGGACGGUGAUGGGAGGAUCGACUGUGAGACGUCCCGCCAGCGAUGA
This is a messenger RNA of Coniosporium apollinis CBS 100218, 390 nucleotides long. Its product is annotated as calmodulin. The record is from RefSeq and is a predicted model, not a curated record. The coding region runs from base 1 to 390 and encodes 129 amino acids. Lineage: Eukaryota; Fungi; Ascomycota; Dothideomycetes. The transcript is spliced from 2 exons. Gene Ontology annotation, biological process: spindle pole body organization. Gene Ontology annotation, molecular function: enzyme regulator activity; calcium ion binding. Gene Ontology annotation, cellular component: central plaque of spindle pole body.